Moesziomyces antarcticus is the source of this 1128-nucleotide messenger RNA. Its product is annotated as cyclin-like protein. The transcript has a single exon. The coding region runs from base 1 to 1128 and encodes 375 amino acids. Gene Ontology annotation, biological process: transcription initiation at RNA polymerase II promoter; transcription preinitiation complex assembly. The record is from RefSeq and is a predicted model, not a curated record. Gene Ontology annotation, cellular component: nucleus; transcription preinitiation complex. NCBI's taxonomy places the organism in Eukaryota, Fungi, Basidiomycota, Ustilaginomycetes, Ustilaginales, Ustilaginaceae. Gene Ontology annotation, molecular function: RNA polymerase II general transcription initiation factor activity; TBP-class protein binding.
AUGACGGCCGACAUUGCGAGGUCGCAACAGAAUGCGUUCGCGCAGCCCUUCGCGCUCAGCGCUCGUUAUGCUGCCGACCGCGGCGAUGCUCCCAAGGGCGAGGACGACUUCGUUCCCGAUCUCAAUGUGCGACUGAUCUGCCGCGACUGCAAGACGGAUCCGCCGAACCUGGCCGAAGAGUUUGACUCGGGCGACCUGGUUUGCGCUGACUGCGGACUUGUGGUGGGCGAGAACAUCAUCGACACGCGAUCGGAAUGGCGUACGUUUGCCAACGAGGACGGCGAUGACCCGUCGCGUGUGGGAGCGGCCAGCAAUCCGCUGCUGGAUGGUAUUAAUGAGCAACUCGAGUCGCGCAUCGGCUACCGCGAUGGUGGCUCGGGAGCCUCGCGCGACCUGCAGAGGACGAUGAACCGUGCGACCGGCACGCGGGACCGGAACAUGUUGGACGCAUUUGAAGACAUCCAGCGCAAAUGCGACUCGAUCCACUUGCCGCGCACAGUGUCGGAUGUGGCCAAGCAGGCGUACCGACGAGUCGAGGAGGAGAAGAUCCUGCGUGGCAAGAAGCCGGAUGCCAUCAUUGCCGCUGCGAUCUACGUGGCAUGCAAGAUGAACCACGUGCCGAGAACGUUCCCAGAGAUCUGUUCGCUCACGAGCGUGUCCAAGAAGCACAUUGGCCAGUGUUUCAAGGAGAUGCAGCAGGCGUUCGGACUGAAUGCGACCGGCACGGGCUCUGUCGAUGGCUCGCGAGCGAGUGCAAACAACAGUGGCACGUCGACGCCGAUUGGCAUUGGUCCGACGGGCGCCGCGGAUCUGGUUGGACGAUACUGCAACCACCUCGGCCUGGAGAUGCGCGUUACACGCUCGACCGAGGACAUUACGGCGCGGGUGCGCGAGUUGGGCGUGCUGGCGGGACGAAGCCCGAUCACGAUUGCUGCUGCGUGCAUCUACUUUUCGACGCUGCUUUGGGGCGUGGACAAGGGAGCCAAGCGGAUCAGCCAGGCUGCGGGUGUGAGCGACGUGACGAUCAAAAACUCGUUCAAGGAGCUGCUCAAGCACAAGGACACGAUCGCCACGCCCGAACUGCUCGCCAAGCACCCUCAGAUGGACAUCUCGCGCCUCGACGUGUAG